AUGGAUCGUUACUAUGCAAGCCGGCAGACUGCCCGCAAACCCUUUGCCGAUAUGGCCUCCCGAUCAAACGCAAGCACCCCUACCCCAACGCCAUCUUCACAACGAGCUGCUCUCAAACCUACUGCGGUGUCGCCUCUGGUGACGUCACCUGCACAGCCCGCUUCAAUCCCCCAUAAUGAGUCUCUCAUUCCCACGACGAAAGGAACUCUCAAGAUCCGCAACCCGGACGCUGAACGGAAAAUCCCUCCACGAUCGCCGGGUCACCGACGGGUGGCUGAGCUCGCCGCAUCUGAGACGCAAAGCAAGCGAGACUCUGCUUGCUCGACAGUUUCCAAUAGCAGUGUUGUGAGCAAACGCAAAUCGCACAUUGGUCCAUGGCAACUUGGAAAGACCAUCGGUCGUGGUGGCUGCUCACAGGUACGUGCUGUCAGGCAUUCCGUGACGGGUCAAUAUGGUGCCGCAAAGAUCAUCGAGAAGGCCGUUGCGGAGACAGUCCGAGCCAUCAGUCUUGCGAACCUGAUCCAAUCGACCAAGGCUGAAGACCUCUAUCCAGAAGGUCGUGCAAUCCCAUUCGGCUUGGAGCGAGAGAUCGUCAUCAUGAAGCUCCUAGAUCACAAGAACAUUGUUCGUCUGUUUGAUGUGUGGGAAAACCGCAAUGAAAUAUACCUAGUCAUGGAAUACGUUGAGGGGGGUGAACUAUUCAACUACAUCUCUGACCGCAGGGGUCUCGACGAGGACGAGGCGGUCUAUCUCUUUCGCCAAAUCAUCGCAGCGCUCCUGUACUGCCAUCGAAUCAACAUCCAUCAUCGAGACCUCAAGCCGGAGAAUAUUCUGUUGGACAAGAACACGCACCAGAUCAAGCUCGUCGACUUCGGGAUGGCGGCUCUGCAACCUAUCGGCAAACACCUCAGCACCCCGUGCGGCAGCCCCCAUUAUGCUGCACCCGAAGUUAUCCGUUCGAAAAGUUAUGAUGGCGGCCAAGCUGAUGUAUGGAGCUGCGGAGUUAUUCUUUUCGUCAUGCUUGCCGGAUACCCACCUUUCCAGUACUCUGGCGACGAGAGAGACUUGAAGGAGCUAUUUCGACAGAUCGUCCAUGCCGAGUACACCAUGCCUGAUUCCUUUGGCCCAGAAGCCGCUGAUCUCAUCAGCCGCAUACUGGUCCCAGAUCCAGCUAAACGGAUUCGCAUGGAAGAUAUCUGGGAUCAUCCUCUGUUACACAAGUACGAUGAUUUCCUUGGACUGAGUGAACAGGACACUAGCAUGGCAAAGUGGGUAGGCCCAAACCCUCAUCUCGACGAUUGGGAACCACUCGAACGGCAAGAAAUCGAUAGGGAGAUACUGCGUAACAUGCGUGUCCUAUGGCAUUCCGAGAAGGAGGAGACUCUCAUCAAUCAAUUGCUGAACGACGAUCUGAAUCAUGAGAAAUUCUUCUAUGGCGCACUCAUGAAGCAUCGAAUUCAGCAUUUGGAAGACUACUCUGGGUUUCCAGGCGCCAUUGAAUACUCGAACAGUGACUAUCAUCACGAACGGACCCCUGAUUUGGAAGACCCGCCACCACUUCCAUCAAUGCAGCAUUCACAGUCCGCUUACUCCAUCAUGAAUAACGAACAUCUGACCCCCAAGCACUCUUUCUACGAGAUUCCUGCGUCCGAGAAGAGCUAUGAUCCGUUUCGAUCGUCGAGAGAUCACAUCGUGACUAGAAAGGACACGAAUGGGCGCCGUAGCAGUCUGUCUGCAAACGGUAAACCCAAAGCUGUUAUCAACGGCUCUAACACACUUCGAGUACAGACAUUGCGCCGCACUUCCAAGCGCCAAAGUUCGGGAGGAAGUGUCGGUGCCACAAGUCCUCCAUCCAAGCGCAACUCCGUGGCUCGCAAAUCUGUUGCUUCAAGUUGGCGUACGUAUUCGAAGGCUUCCAUCACCAGUUCCGUAUAUCCCAGUAGUCCACCGGUCUUCAUCAAGCCCCGUGUUAGCUACAAGAAAGGCGUGAGUUUUGCUCAUCUCCGGCGCCCAGCGACAAAUGCGGAUGCUUGGAUGUCAGAUACCACCCAGGACACUGAUGAUCAACAAGGGCUUCUGCAACCUCUGCGGUCUCACAAGCCAGACACCAAACUACAGAAGAUUGCGGCUCGACCAAGUGAAGAGGUCACAUCUCGGAAGCUGCCAAUAACACCCGCGCCCAGUCAAGCUCGGAGCAUCAGAUACAGGAAGCCGCCGCCGACUCCUCAUCACUACAUAAAUCAGGAUGUCCGGAAAGUCAGCACAGAAUUGGAGCAACUAUGCAAUGAGGCAUUCAAGAACUCCUCAGAAGAGUUUAGCAUGGUAGAGUCUUUGAACGACAAGCCCGGCGCGUACGAUACGCCUCCCACUUCCAUCUCUAAGCUCGGUUCUUCAGCCCAUAAAGCGGGGGCUCCUCUUCAUACCGAUGCUUUCCAACAUAGGCCUCUUCCGCCGCUGCCAGACGAGACACCGAAGACAUUCAUUGCACGAGAACUUGCAGAAACCCGCGCGAGGUUGAUGAAGCGUUAUCAGUCUGAAGGUGAGACUACGAACAAUUUCAACGAGGCUCUCAAGCACCUCGAUGAGCUUCUCAAGCCAUCUGAUGGCGGUGUCAAGCGUGCCGUAUCUGCUCCCUCGGGCAGUGACUACCUCAGCAAUCUUCCUGCCAUCUCAGAGGAAGAUCACGUGAAAGAACUCCGCGAUGGGCACAGGUCUGUCACAGAUCCUGUUCAUAGCAAGCUUCACUGCAACAAUCGCAAAGUUUCUGAUAUCAAUAGGACAAUCCGCGUCGUAGAUCCGUCUAGUCCGACACCGAUUGCUCCGCUCAAUGUCAGAAAGGUCAGCGGUGCAAGUGCCAAAUCAUCGGACUCUGAUGCGAGAAAGGGGCAGCAUCUGACCGUGCCACAGAUACGGCAAGGGAGUAUGGGGCCAGGCACAGAACAUGAUGAUACCCCUUCAUCGACCAAUGCUCCAGGCGAAAAUGGCCUGAAGAAGAAACGCAGUUGGCUUUUUCGACUUGGUCAAAGAGAUAAGGACAAGGACUAUAUUGAGAAAGAAGAAGUUCGACAAGAGAUUCCGAAAGCAUGGCAAGGCCUAGAUGAUCGCAUCAAAACUUCAGCUCCACCAUCGUCACCAUUGCCGUAUAAGACUGGACCCACCAAACUCGUAAAGGCCCAUAGAGCAGCUGAUGUCAGCAGUCAUCAAAGUAGCGAGUUUCCAAUGCGUCAAGGACAAGCUCCUCGCAAAGGCUUUCUGCGGUUCUUUAGCAAGUGGACAAAACACGACCCAAAGAUCCUGGAAUUCGAUUCUGCCAAUGACAUGUCGACAACGUCUUUGGGGUCGAGUGAGUUUUCGCAAAUUGGCGACGGACAAAGCAAGGCUCCGGUCGACUACCAAUCCAAUUGGCUGGCCCGGUUUCUCCAUAUCAAACCGGCUACGCAAGUACUAUGCUUCCACAUCGGCCGCGGUCGCGCUCGCCAAGAGAUGGUACGACUCCUGCGCGACUGGAAGCGUUUUGGUGUUCGCGAUGUGCGCUUCGACCGGGCAAAAAACACUGUUAGUGCCAGUGUUGGAAAAGAUAACCACCUCAGCAUCCGACCUGUCACAUUCAUGAUAGAGCUAUACACCAUCUUGGAACAUGGCCGCCGCGCACAGCUCUGUGUUGCACGUUUCACCCAAACGAAGGGUGCAGCAAGCAGUUUCAAGAAGAUUGUUGACGUGUUGGCGGACGUGUGCAAUGGACGAGGACUUUUGGUAGAAGAUGAACAGAAGAAGAACGAUAUGAUGGAGGUGUUUGGUAUGUGA
This is a messenger RNA of Pseudovirgaria hyperparasitica, 3804 nucleotides long. RefSeq names its product Pkinase-domain-containing protein. Gene Ontology annotation, cellular component: cytoplasm. The transcript has 3 exons. NCBI's taxonomy places the organism in Eukaryota, Fungi, Ascomycota, Dothideomycetes, Acrospermales, Acrospermaceae. Gene Ontology annotation, biological process: protein phosphorylation; intracellular signal transduction. The record is from RefSeq and is a predicted model, not a curated record. Bases 1 to 3804 code for a protein of 1267 amino acids. Gene Ontology annotation, molecular function: ATP binding; protein serine/threonine kinase activity.